CCUCUGUCCCUAGGCUAUUUGUGGUAGAGCCUAGGCUCACAGGAAUCAUAGCUCCUUCAGCUUGGUCAUGGACAAGCUCAGGGGAAGCAAGCUCCGGUUGGGGCCACCCCUUCCACCCCCCAGAUGUGCAGUCCCCUGUCCAGAUUCCCCACCUUGGAACAAAGACGCCCCCAUCCCCUCUCCUCUGCCUGCGCCAGGGACCUGGAGAUGUGAGAAAGCUCAGGAGGAGGAGGAGGAGGAGGAGGAGGAGGAAGAGGAGGAGGAGGAGGAGGAGGAGGAAGAUAAAUAUGAGCUGCCCCCCUGUGAGGCUCUGCCGUUCAGUUUUGCUCCUGCCCACCUUCCUGGCACCAAGGAGGACUCUUUGUACUUGGAUCACCCUGGCCCCCUGGGCCUGUGCAAGUCACCGCCACCGAAGUCCCAGGCCACAAUGCUGAAGGCAGCACAGAGUCUGUGGGAGGCGAGGAAGCAGGGACAGCCCUUCCCCUUCGGGAAGCAAGAGCUGGCUGCACCUGCCAGAGUGGUGCCAGGUCUUCCAAAGAAAUCUGAUGAGGAUCUCUACCUGGAGUGUGAGCCCAGUCCAGUCCUGGCCCUGACUCAGGCUCCGAGCUCCCAAGUCCUGAUGCCACCAAUCUCACUGCCAAGGAUAUCAGCGGUGCCCAAGCCCACUGUAGCCCCCCAGGAAGCUCGGAAUGGAGCCGCGAAUGGCACCUCUAAAGGAAGGAGAUCCUCUCUUUCCUCUAGAGCACCCACCUGGAGCACCCCAGCUGCUGAGGACGGCAGCCUGCUGGGUCAGCCCUGGUACUCAGGAACCCGUGACCGCCAUGCUGUUGAGAGUGCCCUGCUCCGAUUCCGAAAGGAUGGGGCCUACACGGUGCGCCCCAGCUCGGAGCCUCAGGGCUCCCAGCCCCUUACCUUGGCAGUGCUUCUGCAUGGCCGGGUUUUCAACAUUCCCAUCCGUCGGCUGGAUGGCGGGAGCCACUAUGCCCUGGGUCGGGAGGGCAGGAACCAUGAGGAGCUGUUCCCCUCUGUGGCUGCCAUGGUCCAGCACUACUCACAGCACCCCCUGCCUCUUGUGGACAGACACAGCGGCAGCCGGCAGCUCACCUGCCUGCUCUUCCCCACCACGCCCUGAUGCCCCAGCAGAUUAUACACACCCACCUCUGCGCCCAUAGUCUGCGCUUUGCCCUCGCCACCUUGGGCUGUCUCCCCCUCACCGCUCCCAGGUCUCCACCCCUCCAAGCCUUCCCCUUCCCUUGCCCCAGUCCCUGCAGGCCUGGAUGAGAGGCUUUGGUAACGGUUACCCAGAAGCAGAACCCCUGAGCCCCCCACCCCAUAUUCACUGCCCCUCCCUGCUGUAUCUCCAAGGCUAGGAAGCUGGGGUCAGGCAAGGCCCCCACUCCCAGGCCCCACUCAUGGCUGUGUUGCCCCGUUUACUAGGGCCUCCCAAGCUGCUCUGGAUAAGGGCCUCCUCCAGGAAGCUGAGCCUCAGGAGGCCAGCCAGGGGUACUGCUUGGACACAAAGUGAACCCUUUCACAUUCUCUUGUGGGCUUAGCACAGGGCUGGCAUUUUGGGUUGCAAUGUACACACUCGGCUUUCAAUAAAUUCUUGUUGAAUGAA
Messenger RNA from Canis lupus familiaris (dog), 1618 nucleotides. RefSeq names its product SH2 domain containing 6 (gene SH2D6). The transcript is spliced from 16 exons. Lineage: Eukaryota; Metazoa; Chordata; Mammalia; Carnivora; Canidae. Gene Ontology annotation, cellular component: cytoplasm. The record is from RefSeq and is a predicted model, not a curated record. The coding region runs from base 68 to 1132 and encodes 354 amino acids. Gene Ontology annotation, biological process: cell surface receptor protein tyrosine kinase signaling pathway; intracellular signal transduction.